Molecule: messenger RNA, 1147 nt
Organism: Camellia sinensis
Lineage: Eukaryota; Viridiplantae; Streptophyta; Magnoliopsida; Ericales; Theaceae
Source: RefSeq, a predicted model, not a curated record
AUGGACCCAUGCUUUAUGGAAGCUGAUAAUGAAAUGGCCGCUAAAGCAGAAGCAGACGAGCUUGUUGGAGACCAAGCUGACUAUGUUGACAUGUCACAACAUGGGUUAACGUACCAAUUGAACGUUAGGGAUGCAAUUGCUACUGCUAUGUGGCAAAAUCAUUUAUCAAACAAUUUCAUUUAUUACUUAUAUCUGAAUGUAAUACAUCUCCUCGAUGGCAUUAUUGCUUUUGCAGCUGGUUUUAAGGGUGAAGAUGGUUAUUCUGAUACACCAACGAAACAUGAUACACCAACGAAACAUGACAUCAAUGCCGGGUAUUCAAGGGGAAAUGCUGUGACCUUCGCAAGCAGAGUAGAACCACAAUUGCGCAAAUGUGAGACAGACAUAGGGGCAGUACAGCCAUUACUUGUCACCCCAAAGGUUCCCGAAGCAUCGGUUGAUGAAGAAGUGUUUUCAAAAGCAUGUGGCACUCAGCCCAAUGUCUUCACUGCCAAAGAAAUAAAUUCAUGCAUUGUGGCUUCAGAAAGUACACGUGUUGUUUGUUCUGUCAUAAUAGCACUGUUGGUGGUUCUGUCUUAUACUAAUCUUCCUCAUAACAUAGUCAAGUCGCAGAGCACCAUAGCGUCGAGGCCUCUUUAUAUACUCCUACUGACUGAUGUAACAAUUGUGCUUCUACGACUGUUAGGGAAGCGAAGAGAUUCUGAGAAGAUUGAGGAAGAAGGAAAAGUUGGUAUGCUGGAAGACGAGGAAAAUUGGAAAGGAGCAGUUAAGAUUUUGGAAAUGAGUUUGGUAUUCUACCAAACAAUACGCGCUGUUUUCAUAGAUUGCAGUUUCUAUGUGGUAGUUGUCAUCUGUGGCCUUUCUCUGGUUUAGCUUUUGUUGUGGUUAUGAUCACUGGCAGCUUCUUUGGUCUCUCCAGUGUCUAGUCAUGACAGCUAAUUCCAAUGAGAAACUCUUUUUUUAUUCUUAUUGACUCAGUUGGUUUUCCCUGUUUAUGUCCCUAUAUGGAAUCACUGGGAAAAAAACACUCCUGUUUUUCGUUUUUAUUUUCUUUUUUGCUCUACUGAUGUAAUCAUGUUUGCCUCUUAAUGAGUUGCUUCCACUGUUGUUUAUAUCUACUUAUGUUUUGACUUCUAAGUUGACUUCA